This is a messenger RNA of Rana temporaria (common frog), 4115 nucleotides long. RefSeq names its product nuclear receptor subfamily 2 group F member 2 (gene NR2F2). Gene Ontology annotation, biological process: cell differentiation; negative regulation of transcription by RNA polymerase II; anatomical structure development. The record is from RefSeq and is a predicted model, not a curated record. Bases 130 to 1341 code for a protein of 403 amino acids. The transcript is spliced from 3 exons. Lineage: Eukaryota; Metazoa; Chordata; Amphibia; Anura; Ranidae. Gene Ontology annotation, molecular function: zinc ion binding; retinoic acid binding; nuclear receptor activity.
AUCCCCCCCCUCAGCCCCCCCACCACCCCCCUUUUUUUUUUUUUUUUUUUUUCAUCUAUUAAAGCUGCCUGAUCCCACCAGCACCAUAAGAAGAAAAAAGCAGAUUGGAAUAGGUUCCCCUCAUUAGAUAUGGCAAUGGUAGUGGGUGCGUGGCGAGACCCUCAGGACGAUGUGCCAGGAAGUCAACCUUCACAGCCCCCACCGGUGCAAGGGCCAGGGGGGGCGCCCCAGACCCCGGGGCAAGGAGUGCCCUCUACCACCCCUGCCCAGUCGAACCCGACCAGCCAGCCCAGCCAGAACCAAGAGAAGCAGCAGCAGCAGCACAUAGAGUGCGUGGUGUGCGGGGACAAGUCCAGCGGCAAGCACUAUGGCCAGUUCACUUGUGAAGGUUGCAAGAGCUUCUUCAAGCGAAGUGUCAGGAGGAACCUGUCUUACACUUGUCGUGCCAACAGGAACUGCCCUAUAGACCAACACCACCGCAAUCAGUGUCAGUACUGCCGGCUCAAAAAAUGCCUCAAAGUUGGCAUGAGACGGGAAGCCGUACAGAGGGGCAGAAUGCCACCUACACAGCCUACCCAUGGCCAGUUCGCCUUGACAAACGGGGACCCUCUCAACUGCCAUUCCUACCUAUCCGGAUAUAUUUCUCUUCUCCUGAGGGCAGAACCCUACCCGACCUCUAGAUUUGGCAGCCAAUGCAUGCAACCCAACAACAUUAUGGGCAUCGAGAACAUUUGUGAACUGGCAGCCAGGAUGCUCUUCAGUGCCGUGGAAUGGGCACGGAAUAUUCCCUUCUUCCCAGACCUGCAGAUCACAGACCAAGUGGCACUGCUAAGGCUGACCUGGAGUGAGUUAUUUGUCCUGAACGCUGCCCAGUGCUCCAUGCCACUCCAUGUUGCCCCUCUCCUGGCCGCUGCUGGUCUCCACGCUUCCCCCAUGUCUGCGGACAGAGUGGUGGCCUUUAUGGACCACAUACGAAUCUUCCAAGAGCAAGUGGAGAAGCUCAAAGCAUUACAUGUGGACUCGGCUGAAUAUAGUUGUUUAAAAGCUAUAGUUCUCUUCACUUCAGAUGCCUGUGGUCUGUCUGAUGUGGCUCAUGUGGAAAGUUUGCAGGAGAAAUCGCAAUGUGCAUUGGAAGAGUAUGUUAGAAGCCAAUAUCCCAACCAACCAACCAGAUUUGGCAAACUCUUACUCCGUCUACCUUCUCUCCGCACUGUGUCCUCUUCUGUCAUAGAGCAAUUGUUUUUCGUCCGUUUGGUAGGUAAAACCCCUAUAGAAACCCUCAUUAGAGAUAUGUUACUCUCUGGAAGCAGUUUCAAUUGGCCCUAUAUGUCCAUACAAUAAGUACUGAAUGGGGGAAAAUGGAGGGCAAAACAAAAACAAAAAGACUUUUUUUGGGGGCCGUUUGCUUAAAGUUUUCUUCUACUAAAGGCUGUUACAAGUUUACUUACAGAAGAGGGAGAAAAAAAAUUAUUGGACUGUGAAUUUAAAAAAAAUAAAAACAAAAAAGACUAUGAUGAACUCUUACAUAAUGCAUUUAAAACUGUCUCGUUCAGAACAACUUGCUACUUUUUUUUUUUUUUUUGUAAAAAAAAAAAAAAUAUCACAAACAAAAAACAGGAAAUUUUAGUCAUUUUUUUUUUUUUUUUUGGUAAAAUAUCGCUUAUAAAGUGCAUUUAUGGAAUUGUGGAGGAAAUUAGCAAGAAAGAAAGUUCUUUUUUUUUUUCCAAAUUUUAAAAUUGUCCUGUGUCUAUGUAUCUAUAGCUGUUUUCUUUCCUUUUUUGUAUUUUCCUGGUUCCAAACCAGUUUACUCUGUGGUUCUAUUCAAGUUUUUUUUUUUCAUAUAUUUAUAUAUAUAUAUAUAUAUAAAUAUAUAUAUAUUCUUGACUUAAGAAAGAGGAAAAAACUGUAUCCUUAAAAUUAUAUGUUCUGUAAGAAUUAAAACAAAGUCCAUGAAAGUAUCAUAGGAAAAAAAAUGGAACUUAAAUGUUUAAAAGGAACUUAAGUUGGAAGCGCACUUAUAAGUGAUGAGCCUAAUUUAAUUAUUGAACGCCAGAUCUGUAAUUAUAUCCCCCAUUUGAACCACAUAAGUCUCUUCACUACACAAACAGAUUUUUUUUUUUUUUUAAUAUUAUUAUAAUUAUUAUUAUUUUAUUUUCACAAAUAAACUGUGGUGUUGAAGUGAAAGGGACGCUGUAUAUUAAGACAGCAAUUUAGCUAAGUACAGUUUUUUUUUAUUAUUUUUUUUUUUUUUGGAGGGAGGAGGGGGCAAUUGUGUUCUUUGCAGUAUUCUCCAAAUGUUCUGAAGCUCCUAUAACUGUUUGUAUAUUUGCAAAUUCCUUUGUAUUAUAAUUGUUGAUAUUUCCAUUUUUUUUUUUUUAAAGAGGAAAAGAUACAAUUCAAAUCAGCAUGUCAGAUAACACUGUUGGCACUUAUAAAUAAUGUGAUUGAUUCGGUAUCUAGAUUUUACAGUUUUGUGUUAAAAACUGAAGGUUUAUAUAUUUUUUUUUUUUUGUUUUCGAUUUUUUUUUUUUUUUUUAAGUGCAACUUUUUUUCUGUAUACUGUAAAAGUUAUAAUAACUGAACUGUUUGGUCAAGUCUUUGUGUGUUAUAUUCCAAGAAAAAAAAUGAAAGUAUUCAGAAAUUAAACUAUUAUUUGAUAUCUGAAAACCCUUUGGCUGUGACAAGUGUCUUUUAAAAAAAAAAAAAAAUGACCCUCAUUGCAUUUUGUUUUAUUGAGAGGGGGGGGGGUUUAACCUGUUCUGCGUUGGGGACCCAUGCUAUGAAGUGUCUGCUUUGCAGAAGGGGUUAAAGUGACUAGUGUUGUCCCUCCACUAUGUUUGUCCAAACGUGUAGCAGUGUAUUUGCAUGCCUAAUUCGACAGGAAACGCUUAAACCAAUGGUUUAUCUAUGGUUUAAGAGGUGCUGUACAAUAUUGCAACCCAUUCUUAGUAACCUAAUCCCCCUUGUUUAAUUAAAAAUGGAUUUCCAAGAGAAAAAAAAAAGGCCCGUACUUUUAAGUGCCUGUAGAGCUAUUUUAGCGAAGUAUAUUGUUAAACUUAUCCAAAAAAAAAGUAAAAAAAAAAAGAAAAGAAAGAAAAAGGUCGUCUGCAUCUAUUUUAUGAACGUGAAAAAAUAACUAUUUUGUAAAUAUCUGGUAUACACGCACAUGAUAUUUGAGACAGAUUUGUAUAUACAGCUCAGUUGCUUUAUAUUGAGUUUUUGUUAUUAUUAUAAUUUCUUUUUUUUUUUUUUUUUCAUCUCGUGGUCCAACAAUAUUUUUUCUUGAUCAUUGGGGGUUGACUUAGCUUAGAGAGCUGAGGGUCUUUUUAAUAGUCUAUUUAAAAAAAAAAAUAAGUAACAUCCCUUUUUGGUAUGCCAGGGUGGUAGUUUAAAAAAAAGAGAUAAUAAGAAAAAGUAUUUUUUAUUAUUUUUUUUGUCUUAGUCGGUCUAUCAUUAUCUAGAUGCCAAUGGAUCAAAAAAAAGCCCAACUUGCUUCGCUAGAUUAGGGAGGCAUGCUGGGACAUGUAGUGCUUUGUCAGCUGGAAAGUUGCAGAUGCCCCCCUUGCCCUCCCCCCUAGACUGUGCACACAUCACCUUAUAAGCCUCCUGUCCAUUAUAAGACUUUCUUCUUAGACAUGAUAUUUUGUACCAAAAAAAUAAAAUAAAAAAAUAAAACGGGCCAUAUUUUCAAUAUACGGAAAGGUCACUUUAAUUUAUUGUAAAUGCACGCCAGGACUUAUGGACUCUUUGAUUGAUUGGGAUUGAUGAUGGCGUUUAAUAUGCACUCAUGUAUGUAUAAACACACAUCCUACACAUACAUAUGCAUCCAUAGACACACACACACACAUACAUACACACUCUGGGAGACGAGAGUGAGCUGAGAAUUACAUUUGCAGAGUAUUGCUGACCUCUAGGUUUAGGUUCCUCUAUUGCAAGUCAUUUUUUUUUUUGUGAGUGUAUGAAGUUUUUUUGUAUUCAAAGUAAAGAGAAAAAAGAAAAGAAAAAAAAAGAACAAUUCGCAGAAUCUCGUUUUUUUGUGUUAGCUUGUUGUAAAACAUGUGUUGUAAAUUGUCAUUGAUAUUAAAUUAUAAUUUAUGAAUUUGAAAAUCAAAAAA